CAGUUUCAGUCGAAGGCAUUUUUAUUUACCUUCUCUACAAACAAAUUUAGAAUUGUUUAAAAUAUUUCUUCCUGUAAAUAGAUAAAAUGUCUGAAAGUACAGAAAAGCUAGAAAAUGGUUCAGAUGCUAGAAGACGAAUCCUUAACAUAGCAGUAUCCACAGUUCUGUUGGAAACUGGUUUUGAAUCUGCAGAUAAAAUGUCUUUAGAAACUCUUACGGAAAUGCUGCAAUGUUUUUUGACUGAAGUUGGCAAUUCAGCUAAAGGGUACUGUGAACUUUCAGGAAGAGUUGAACCUGUUUUGGGAGAUGUUGUAAUGGCACUGAUAAACAUGGGUAUCAAUCUUCAAGGUCUAGAACAAUAUGCAGCCCGUCCUAAUAGACAUAUAAUCCAGCCUCCACAACAAGCACCAGCUCCUAAGACUCCAGCUAUGCUAUCAGCAGGAUCCAAGGCAAAACCAGCUCCCCAUAUACCAUUCCAUUUACCACCUCUGCCUGAUCCUCAUGCGUACAUUCGAACUCCAACUCACAAGCAACCAGUUACUGAAUAUGAAGCUAUAAGAGAGAAGGCUGCUACACAAAAGAGGGACAUUGAAAGAGCUCUAACCAAGUUUUUGGCAAAAACAAGUGAGACACAUAAUCUCUUCAACACUGAAGACAAUCAAGUAUUCCCUUUGAUUGCAUGCAAACCAACAUUUCCAGCAUAUUUGCCUUGCCUAUUACCUACAGAUCAGGUAUUUGAUUUUGAUGAAUUGGAAUAUCAUUUCCAAGUAGCUAAUAGGACAGAAGAUAUGCCUACAGAAAAGAAAGAUCAAUCAGACAAUGAGGGUGACAAUGGUGGAGAUAAUGACCCAAAUGCUUCGCAAUCAGAAAGUCAAGACAAUAACACUGCUACAUCUAGUCCGGACAGAAAUAAAGCUGGCGGAUAAAUAUGAAAUGACAUACCUAAAUGAUAUAUAUUUAUGAUAAAUGGUGGUUACUUAAGGAUACUCUAUGUUUUAUUACAAAUAAAUAUUGGCA
Molecule: messenger RNA, 1017 nt
Organism: Chilo suppressalis (striped riceborer)
Lineage: Eukaryota; Metazoa; Arthropoda; Insecta; Lepidoptera; Crambidae
Source: the annotation of a GenBank genome assembly